Bipolaris victoriae FI3 is the source of this 1179-nucleotide messenger RNA. RefSeq lists its product as hypothetical. The record is from RefSeq and is a predicted model, not a curated record. Lineage: Eukaryota; Fungi; Ascomycota; Dothideomycetes; Pleosporales; Pleosporaceae. The transcript has 2 exons. The coding region runs from base 1 to 1179 and encodes 392 amino acids.
AUGGCGAUCUAUACGCUGGCUGACCUAUAUGUGCCCCCACGGCGAUCGUCCUCGAUCCCUCGUCAGUACCACCGCAUGGCCGCCGCAGCGCGACAGGACCACCGCUUCUCUCUCGCCGAUGCAGCGGACCUGAAGCCCAAACUCCAGGCCCUGGACAAGUCCCUAGCUGGCACAUGCACCGGCCACAGCAGGGAGCUGGAUUUUACCAGCAUCGAUGAUGCAGUUAACAUGCAGCCUCCUCAUGUUGCCGUCUACGUCGACGGCUCAGAGGAAUUUUUUCUCAUGGUGAAGACUAUCUCGCGACCAGACCUCAUCCCCAAAGUCUUGGCCGAAGCAAUCAAGGCCAUGUCCCAGGGCCGGCCAUAUGUAAAUAUACAACGCACCUCAGACUUCAAAAAGGGCGCAGAUCCUACUUUCUCCGACUUCCGCCCUAUGCUGCCAGACAUUGAUCGCCUAUGCGGAACUGAUCUUGCCGGCGUCGUCGCCAGGCUCGAAGCUCAAGGCAAGCUGAGGGUUCCGUCCAGAGAGCAAUUACCUGAGCUUCGCCUGCAGGUGUACUCGUACGUUCUGCCUGAACACCCUCGCGGUAUUCUCCCGCCCUGGUGUCGCAAAAGCAAUGGCCGACGCCUUGCUCUCAUGCGCGUCAACAAGCAACUGCACAGUGAAGUGCGGAAACAUUACUAUGAGAAUGUGAAUUUCUUGAUUGCAACCGUUUUCCAACUGGAAAACACGUCCUUAUACGAAGACAACACCAUUUCUAUCCGCCAGUUAAUAGAGAGUAUGGAUUCUAACAUCUUUCCUCUGAUCAAGCAGCUUUCCGUACGCAUAAAUGGUUCCUCGGUUCAGGAAACUCUUCGUACAGGGUCUAGAUCGCCUCCAUUUGCCUUAAAGUACAUAUUUGAUACAUUUCCAGGCCUUCAGCAACUCACUAUCACGUUCGGUACCGCGCCCCGUUCUAACAUGUGGGUGGGACAAGAUCAGGAGUCUAUCCAAGGCAAGUACAUGGAUGAGAUGAAGACGCGCUUCAUCAAAUACAUCCCGCCAUCGAUCAAAGUGUCUUGGUGGCACGAAGAUGCAGCAAGAUUCUUCAACAGCGACAUGGUCGAGAAGUCCUUAUGGAGCGCCAUACAAGAGCGAGCAUCAACAUACACAGACGACAGCGUUAACACUUCAUCUUGA